GUAUACUUUCGCCUCUUUCUUCAUCGUCUUGUCAGUCAAUUGAUCCCUAGCGCCUCCUCCUCUUCGAGUCUCAGAGACUCUCGCCUCUCUCGCCGCCUUCUCUUCGAAGCCAUACGCAUCCCAGCUUUGACAGAUGUUAGCUGAAAUGCCUAAGCAAACAACCAUUGGAACCAUGUGAUAAGCAGUAUGGGCGCCAAAAGUGUCAAAUGAAUUGCCAUGAUUGUCACAUUGGGAUUGGCUUCAAAAAAAUUUGUUUCUUCUUGGCGUAAAUAUGAAGAAUUCUUUUUUUGGAUGUAAUUUUUAUUGAGUUUCAAAAUAUUCUGUAAUUAGCUUUUCUUUAUUCAUUUGGACUUAUUUGCAUUCUAUUGUUUAGUUGUCAGAUGCUUACAUAAAAACUGGAGAUGUGGGUGUGAGCAAGAGGAUAUUUCUUCUCUCUUGCAAUUGGCUCCUUUUCCUCGUGCUGUGUUUUUGUUAAUCUCUAUGCAUUACUUUGUUGUCUUGGGCUAGUUUUAGGGCUUUUUAAGUUUCCACAGAAAUGUAGUGAAAAUAUGAAGUGUUUUCGCAUGUCGUUCAUGCCACUAAAUAGUAUUAUUUGUAGUGCAACUAUUCAAAUUCUGAUUUUAUUCCUGUUAGUUUUAAAUGGCUGGGGAAGAACAGGAUGUAAAGGUCACAAAACCUUCAGAGACAGAGACUUCAAAAUCAAAUGAAGUAACGAUAGAAACUGCGAAAGUUAAAAGGAAGCAGCGAUUGUUAAAGGAAGCUGCAAAGGCUGACAAGCGUGGGGUUUGCUACUUGAGCAGAAUUCCUCCACAUAUGGAUCAUGUGAAGCUUCGCCAUAUUCUCUCUCAGUACGGAGAAAUUCAAAGAAUCUAUCUUACUCCUGAAGAUCCUGCUGUUCGUGUUCAUCGUAAACGUGCUGGUGGAUUUCGAGGGCAAGAAUUUUCAGAAGGGUGGGUGGAAUUUAGCAAAAGGAGUGUGGCAAAGAGGGUUGCUAAAAUGUUAAAUGGCGAACAAAUAGGUGGGAGAAAGAGGUCAGCAUUCUAUUAUGAUCUUUGGAAUAUCAAAUACUUGAGUAAAUUCAAGUGGGAUGAUCUUACUGAAGAGAUUGCCUACAAGAAUGCUAUUCGGGAACAGAAACUAGCGUUGGAGAUUUCUGCUGCUAAGAGGGAGCGGGAUUUCUACCUCUCAAAAGUCGAUCAGUCUCGUGCUUUAAGUUCUAUUGAAGAAAGAAUAAAGAAGAAGCAAAAGGUCCAACAAGAGUUGGGAGCGACAUCUGAGCUUUCCAAUAACCAGCAGACACCAAAAGUGAUUCGCCAUUUCCCACAGACAAGGCCGGUUGCUGAUAAUGCUCGAGAAACCCGGCUUCGACUCUCGAAAGAUAUCCUGGCUAGAGUAUUCGGCGGCAGUUCAUGAGAGUUUGUGUGCAUGUGGAGAUUCCUCUCAUCACUUUUUCACAUUUUCUUUCUCUGUUUUUUGGAUCUGCUCCUCUCACCACCUGACAUUUUGACCUUCCCUUCAAUUGUGUCAGUGAUUAUGCAGUACCUUGUAAUUAUAGGAAUGCUGUCGAUACUAACACAUCUCUUUUCAACCGAGGAAGAAAACAAGAACAUUUCGUUUUAUUUUUAGUAAAAUAGUGAAGGAUAUUACAUUAGUAAUGAAACCAUUUGUAGGGAAUGUUAAAGAUUCCAUUACUCACAAUGUCAU
Molecule: messenger RNA, 1704 nt
Organism: Ilex paraguariensis (yerba mate)
Lineage: Eukaryota; Viridiplantae; Streptophyta; Magnoliopsida; Aquifoliales; Aquifoliaceae
Source: the annotation of a GenBank genome assembly